AUGAAGAUCAAUAACGUCGUUUUAUUUCAGGUACCGUUGGACCAUUUCCACUCAGCAAUAGAAUUAGAUACAGGUCUUUCCGAAGACGAUGUUACGAGUCGACAAGAAAUCCAUGGGAAAAAUUUUAUAGAUGUUAAACUAAAGCCCAUUCUUGUUUUGCUUUUUAAGGAAGCUAUCUCACCUUUUUAUAUUUUUCAGGUCUUCAGUGUUAUAAUUUGGUUCAACGACCAUUACGAGUAUUACGCUUCGAUUAUUAUUAUUAUGUCUGUGACGUCCAUUGUAAUAGACGUUUAUCAGACGAGGAGUCAAGAAAAAAAGCUACGGUCAAUGGUUCACUCGUCUGAUGAAGUGAAAGUGUUACGAGAGAAAAUCGUUAGAAAAAUUAGCACUGACGAGUUGGUACCGGGUGACAUAUUUUUUGUGCCGGCUAAUGGUGUGGUCCACUGCGAUGCGAUAUUGAUGACUGGAACAGCGAUCGUGAACGAGAGUAUGUUGACAGGAGAGUCUGUUCCCAUCACAAAGGUGGAUUGA
Angiostrongylus costaricensis is the source of this 531-nucleotide messenger RNA. Lineage: Eukaryota; Metazoa; Nematoda; Chromadorea; Rhabditida; Metastrongylidae. The record is from the annotation of a GenBank genome assembly.